This is a messenger RNA of Aspergillus tanneri, 1617 nucleotides long. RefSeq names its product isocitrate lyase 1 (gene ICL1). Gene Ontology annotation, molecular function: isocitrate lyase activity. Gene Ontology annotation, biological process: carboxylic acid metabolic process. The transcript has 5 exons. Lineage: Eukaryota; Fungi; Ascomycota; Eurotiomycetes; Eurotiales; Aspergillaceae. The record is from RefSeq and is a predicted model, not a curated record. The coding region runs from base 1 to 1617 and encodes 538 amino acids.
AUGGGUUACUUCGAAGACGAGGACCAGGUGUACCUGGAUGACGUCCGGGCAGUCAAGGCUUGGUGGAACGAUUCGCGAUGGCGGUACACCAAGCGUCCUUACACCGCUGAACAGAUCGUGGCCAAGCGUGGAAACCUGAAGAUCGAAUACCCAUCCAAUGUCCAGAGUAAGAAGCUGUGGAAAAUCCUGGAAAGCAACUUUGCGAAAAAGGUCCCGAGCUUCACCUAUGGCUGUCUGGAGCCCACCAUGAUCACCCAGAUGGCCAAGUACCUUGACACAGUGUAUGUCUCCGGCUGGCAGAGCUCUUCUACUGCCUCGUCCACCGACGAGCCGUCCCCGGAUCUGGCGGACUACCCUAUGAACACCGUCCCCAACAAGGUCAACCAGCUCUUUAUGGCCCAGCUCUUCCAUGAUCGGAAACAGCGGGAAGAGCGUGUCACCACCCCCAAGGAACAGCGUGGCAAGGUGGCCAAUGUGGACUACCUGCGUCCCAUCAUUGCGGAUGCCGACACUGGCCACGGUGGCUUAACGGCGGUCAUGAAGCUGACCAAGCUGUUUGUGGAGCGCGGAGCUGCUGGUAUCCAUAUCGAGGAUCAGGCCCCUGGCACCAAGAAGUGCGGCCACAUGGCCGGAAAGGUGCUUGUCCCUAUUAGCGAGCACAUCAACCGUUUGGUUGCCAUCCGUGCGCAGGCCGACAUCAUGGGCACCGACCUCCUUGCCAUUGCCCGAACCGACUCCGAAGCUGCCACUCUUAUCACCUCGACCAUUGACCACCGUGACCACGCCUUCGUUGUGGGAUCGACAAACCCCAACCUCCAGCCCCUCAACGACCUCAUGGUGGCCGCGGAACAGGCGGGCAAGAGCGGUGAUGAACUCCAAGCCAUCGAAGACCAGUGGGUGGCUCAGGCUGGUCUCAAGCUCUUCGACGAAGCCGUGAUCGAUGCCAUCAACAAGGGCGCCCACUCCAAUAAGAAGGCCGUUAUCGACGGCUACCUGAAGGCCGUCAAGGGCAAGAGCAACGGCGAAGCUCGCGCCAUUGCCAAGGGCAUCACAGGCGGUGAUAUCUACUGGAAUUGGGACGCUCCUCGUACCCGUGAAGGUUUCUACCGCUACCAGGGAGGUACGCAGUGCGCCAUCAACCGUGCGGUGGCCUACGCGCCAUUUGCAGACCUGAUCUGGAUGGAGAGCAAGCUUCCAGACUAUGCUCAAGCCAAGGAGUUUGCCGAUGGCGUGCACGCCGUCUGGCCGGAACAGAAGCUGGCAUACAACCUGUCCCCCUCAUUCAACUGGAAGAAGGCGAUGCCGCGCGAGGAGCAGGAGACAUACAUCCAGCGUCUGGGUGCCCUGGGAUACUGCUGGCAGUUCAUCACCUUGGCGGGUCUGCACACCACGGCACUGAUCUCUGAUCAGUUUGCCCGGGCGUACGCAAAACACGGUAUGCGGGCAUAUGGCGAAUUGGUGCAGGAACCGGAGAUGGAACUGGGAGUGGAUGUGGUGACGCACCAGAAAUGGAGCGGUGCCAAUUAUGUAGAUAAUCUGUUGAAGAUGGUCACGGGUGGCGUUAGCAGCACGGCGGCAAUGGGCAAAGGCGUGACUGAGGAUCAGUUCAAGCACUGA